AUGGAUGAAUUCCGAGCAACGGCAACGCCUCUUGCUGUGUAUCUUCCUUUUUCAACAUGCGUCUUUGACAGUUUGACGGAUCACCAGAUUAUGAUUUUUGUUAUUGUAUUGAUAUUAAAUCCUGUGGCCAUUCGCUGGAUUAAGCUAGCCAUGUGGAACCCGCUAAGGCUUUCCCGCACGCACGGCCCAGUGUUUGAACAUCUUCUCGUGGCGCUUGAUCGUGGAAAUUGCAUGGGUUUGCAUGGAUCUCGUCGAUAUCAACACACACCCUCCAGCGCCAGUCCCCAUUUUGGCAGUCCGAGCCGGAAAACACAGCCACAACGCAACGCUCCCUCCCUGGAAGCCGACGAGUAG
This is a messenger RNA of Nannizzia gypsea CBS 118893, 354 nucleotides long. RefSeq lists its product as hypothetical. The transcript is spliced from 2 exons. The record is from RefSeq and is a predicted model, not a curated record. NCBI's taxonomy places the organism in Eukaryota, Fungi, Ascomycota, Eurotiomycetes, Onygenales, Arthrodermataceae. Bases 1 to 354 code for a protein of 117 amino acids.